GGGAUAUAAAAAUGACUCAAUGACCUCAUUGUGUUAAAAAUAUUAAUAACAAUAUAGAAAUGACAUCACGACUAAUAACAGACAGUUUAGCAAAAUUUCCACUUCCACGGAAAAGAUCCACAGGAAACAUCAGGUUUCAUUUACUCAGCCUGUAUGAAAAGUAAUUUUCCCAUACUAUGGAAGUCAAUGGGGACCAUCAACCUUCAAAAUAUUGUAUGUUGUGUUCAGCAAAAGAAAGAAAUUCAUACAGGUUUGGAACAGCUUGAGGUGUUUCCCUUGUUGUGUGUCCAGUCUCUGCUCUGCACACCCUCUCCGCGGGCCUCUGUCCAGCUCGGAUGAUGAUGGAAAGCAGAAGAAUGCAGGAAUGUGGAGGGAGAUGAUAAUCCUGGUUGCUCAUCGCAACAGUACUGGUGACUCAGCUAACCCAUAAGGUAUUUGGAAAAGGAAGACACAUUUGACACAUCGCAGGAGGAACGAGGUGGAGGGGGUGGGAGCUUUUGCUCCUAUUAACCUGGUGUUUACAGUAUAAAACAGGGAAGAAAGCAGCUUCGUAGCCUGGGAGGGACUAACAGAAGUGUGAUCAGUUUCAUUUGCGAUAAACAUUCACAGACCUUUAAAGAGUUAAUAGACUUAUUACUCCAGAACACUGAUUACUCCCACACAUCCAAUAGAUACACAUUAACAUACAUAUACAUUCCUUCUAUUGUAGACUGAGCCUCUGACUAAUAAUGGCAUCCAGAAUUUGUGACAGUGUUCUAGUGACUGGAUCAAACCGUGGAAUUGGACUCGAGUUGGUUCGCCAGUUGGUUGAUUCCCCCUCACCUCCAGUUCAGAUAUUUGCUGGUUGUAGAGACCCAAAUGGACAGAGAUCACAGGAUCUCCAGGAACUAGCUCAGAAGCACCAGGAUGUGAUCACAGUCGUCCAACUUGACACGACUAGUCCUACUAGUAUCACAGAGGCCUCAAAACUGGUGGAAGCCAAGCUGAAGGGUAAAGGCCUGAAUUUGAUCAUCAACAAUGCUGGUGUGAACAUCCCAGGAUCCCUUGCAGAGACAGGAAAACAGGAGAUGGUGGACGUAUACACAGCUAAUGUUGUAGGACCCAUGCUCAUCGCAAAGGAUUUCCAUCCCCUUCUGUGCAAGGCAGCAGCUCAGUUUCCUCUUCAAACAAGCAUGUCUUGCAGUAGGUCGGCUAUCAUCAAUGUCUCCACACUGCUGUCAUCCAUCACCAGAUGCCCUGAGAAUUUCUCUGUGUCUCCAAUGUACCCCUAUCGGGUCAGCAAGGCAGCACUGAACAUGUUAACUCGCUGCUUGGCAGAAGAUUUCAAAAAAGAUGGCAUUCUUGUUAUGUCUCUCCAUCCAGGAUGGGUCCAGACAGAAAUGGGAGGCCCAAAGGCUCCCCUGACGACAGCUGAGAGCAUCAGCGGAAUGAUAAAAGUCAUCACAAGCCUCACCGAGAAAGAAAGUGCAACUCUUUUAGAUUGGGAAGGCAAAAAAAUCCCCUGGUGAUUACACAACUCUUAAGGUUGACAUAUACUUCCACUUCUUUGUCUGCGGCUUGUCUGAAAAAAAUGUUUCUAACAGCUAUACUAGUAGCCUAUGAGACAUGGUAUUUAUUUGGGCUACAGGUUCACAAAAUUUGUAAUACAGCAAUGAAAAAUAUGCCAUCAUAUUGGUGUAAUGCAUGUGCGGAAGAUCUCAAACAUGAAAACAGGUUUUGUAUGCCUGACUUUCCAAAUUAAAUAUUAGCAAUUGUAAUAAAAUUAGCCGUGUGAGACAAUGGGAGAAUGGAUAACUAAAGAAAGGAAGAUGAGGAACAUGUAAAAGAGAGAGCCAAAAAAGAAACAAAGGCCUUCUUCAACUGUGGACAAUAAAAUUAUGUACAAUAACAAAGAAAAACCAAUGGCUGUAAGAGCUUUCCCGCCACUCCAUGUCUGAUCAAUAUUUGGUGAAUAACGUGAUCUUCAAUCAUUCAAAACUACAUGGGUACAGUACGCCCUCUAGUGUUAUAAAAAUAUCUCUAUUUUAGUGAAGUGGUUUUCUGCCUUUUUGACUCUGAGGCCACCCUUUUUUCCAUGACAAUAUUCAAAAUCUCUUCUAUUUAAACUAUUAUGAACCUCUGCUACUUCUGUUGUAAUGUAAAAUGAAUAAACUAAAAACAUCA
This is a messenger RNA of Onychostoma macrolepis, 2163 nucleotides long. RefSeq lists its product as uncharacterized. The record is from RefSeq and is a predicted model, not a curated record. Lineage: Eukaryota; Metazoa; Chordata; Actinopteri; Cypriniformes; Cyprinidae. The coding region runs from base 729 to 1508 and encodes 259 amino acids. The transcript is spliced from 11 exons.